Molecule: messenger RNA, 1570 nt
Organism: Opisthorchis viverrini
Lineage: Eukaryota; Metazoa; Platyhelminthes; Trematoda; Opisthorchiida; Opisthorchiidae
Exons: 10
Coding region: 352-1506 (384 amino acids)
Biological process (GO): maturation of SSU-rRNA from tricistronic rRNA transcript (SSU-rRNA, 5.8S rRNA, LSU-rRNA)
Cellular component (GO): small-subunit processome; nucleolus
Source: RefSeq, a predicted model, not a curated record
CUUCUCGGCCGUAGCAGCGCCUAAAGACGUGCGGUAUAGUGGGAUCCGCGUGGAUUCCUGCCUAACAGCACUGGAAGUACAAUACGAUUAUUCUUUCCAUAUUUUUUGCUUUUCCAGCCUUUUUCGCUGAGCUCUUGCCAACCACGCCAUUGAACUUUUUUUUCGGUCGCAUCUUGAGGUAUUGUUAAGUCCAAACAAACUUCAAAGAAGCGUACCAGCAGCAAUCCUUAUUACGGCGGAGACAAAGUCGAUUGGGAUGAUGAGGGAACCCAAAAGCUUUAUCUCACUGACUGUCGUCGGAGGCAAGCGGCAUCCUACCUAGCCUUUGUUUUCAAAUCUCCAUCGGUCCGAAUGCUUAUUCAAACUCCCGAGAUUGGGGACCUGCUAGUUUCAUCCGGGCAAAGCCGUCUGCACUUGCACUUACAACAACAAUACACGUCCCAUACGAAAAAUAUGGAUAGUUUUCCUUUCUCCCAAAUUGAAGAGAGCGCGUUCCCACCGUUCCCUCUCAAUUUGGCGGAGGAGGCAUCCAAGUUUCGGUCGCACGGGUUGCCAUUACUUGUGUGGCCCCGAACCACCAAUCCCAAAGGAAUCCAACAGUACCUGACAGAUAACUAUCCGGACUGUGCGCAUUGGUUUUCGGAGUUGACUAAAGUGUCAGCAUGGUUGGAACAAAAGUGGAGACCCCUAGUUGAACUGGCUGGCUUAAACGCAACAAGCGAUGCCCCUGCGAGUGGUUCAGAAUCUAUUUGGCUUCAUGGUGUCCCAAGGGAUUCAGUUGCUGCCACUUAUGCUUGCCAACGGUUAGCAGACUACGAACAAUACGCUGCGAAACUGAAAGAAUACUUAACCCACCGGCGGCAGUUUACACCGGCCUUCCAGUUUAACCCUAUUCAUGGUGAAUUACGGGAGCUAGCUGAGCUACGUGCGAAAGCCUUGCCCGACGAUUCAGGGUUUUUCAAUGUCGUUGGCAAUCGCUUACUUCAGUUGGCUAGGAACGCCAAACUCAGUGGGACAACGGUCCGCCUCAAUAUCAAAUCAAUUGGUCGGUCAGUCGAAGAUACAGCUGUACGCACACAGCUCCUUCACUCACUGCUACCCGCAACCUCUUUGAAGAAAGCAUUGAAGAAGCAGCCAAUAUGUCCGACCACAACCACCGUUGAUGAGGAACUGCUGUAUGGGUCGCAAUCGGAUGAAGUUUCUCAGAUGGAUGAAUCCGAUGAAGAGAAGAAACCCUCUAUGGAGAACGACUUUGGUACCGAUGGAACUCUGCACUAUCCCAAUCGUCCGAUCACCAAAGAUAUAAUGGAGAACAGAGGUUUGGUCAAGUAUCGGCACAAACGUGAAAGAAACCCACGAGUGCACCUUCGACACAAAUACAAGAAAGCAACUGUCCGGUAUCGGUCUCGUGUCCCUCCAGUACGCCAUGAGGAUACCCCUUAUGCCGGUGAAGCAAAGGGUAUUCGUGUACAUUUGGUUAAAUCGCAUAAAUUCAAACGCCCUUGAAUUUUAUACGCUUCUUUCUGGAAUAUGGUUGCUUAGACAGCUCUGCUUGGUGAGUACCACUAAC